AUGUCGAAGGGUCUCGGAGUCGACUUGACUACAAAAGUGGGCACGGGUCACUGUCCGGCCCGGGCGUGUACCGCGUCCAGAUCGGACACGUGGACGGUCGAGAAACGUGUCGGUCUCGAUUGUCCUCGUCGAGGGUCUUCAAGUGAGCGCCGACUGUCGCGCGCCAUUUUGCUACAGCCGUCGCCGUUGGCAACCGCGCCGGACUGCGACUAUUGCCUCACGUCGUCGGCAUCUUCGCGGACCAAGCAGAGCCGUGCGGAGGCGAGUGACCGCUUCGGGGGUCUCGUGGACCGAGAGGGCGGAAACUGGGCCUGUUCGAGCCCGCGCUACUGUCGUCAAGGCUCACCGGAAGACGCGGCAGAGUGGCCUCCCGUUGCCACCCUGAACAGGGCUGAGCUCAGCCCUACAGAGCGUCGGGUGAAUGGGCUUCUUAGGCGGCCUGUCGACUUGGGACUCGACAGCCUCCGUCGUUGUGCGUCUCUGCUGUCGACACGCGAGCGGGCAGGCCGUCGUCAAGUUGGCAGGUUCACAUCUUCUCGAAAAUGA
This is a messenger RNA of Protopolystoma xenopodis, 546 nucleotides long. NCBI's taxonomy places the organism in Eukaryota, Metazoa, Platyhelminthes, Monogenea, Polystomatidea, Polystomatidae. The record is from the annotation of a GenBank genome assembly.